AUGCCCCACCAAGCCACAGGCCGGCGUUGGUCCCGCCCCUUCCGAGCCCCGCCUUUAACUCUUUCCUGCCCAGCGCUCCCACCGGAGUCCUCAGCAGCCACGCCCCGGAAAGCCCCGCCCCCUAGCUGCCCGUCCUGUGUAACUACGCCCCUCCCAGCCACGCCCUGUUGGGCUGGGCGGGGUCGGCUUCGCGCUCCGCCCCAGUGGUCCAGCGGUUCGGAACCGCCUGGAAGCGUGGGAGAGCGUCUACGGGAGCUGAUCCCGCGCAGGGGCGCGGGAGUCUCAGCGAGGAAACAUGGCGGCCUUGACUACGGUGGUGGUGGCGGCGGCGGCCACGGCAGUGGCCGGGGCGGUGGCGGGGGCGGGCACAGCCGCGGGGACCGGCGUGGGAGCGGCGCCGUCGCCGCAACAGUUCAGCAUGACUCCCCCACCUCCAUCGUUGCGAUUUUUUGCGCCCUGCUGUACCUUUCCUACCAACUUCCUGAUGCUGCCGUUGGCCUACAGCUUCAGUGGUUUGCAAAGGUCACAUUUGCCUUUACAGGGUGGAUGUACUGCACUGUGUGGCAUUUAGCGAUCCCUGGAGACGUCUUCGGUUGUCACAAAGGGGAGGGCUUCUUGUUCUUUGUACAGAAUGAUGGUGGCUUUAGUGCCUCACUAAAAGGAAUUCGUCCUUUUCAGCUUCAGAACUGGAAGCAGAAGGUUAGUCGGACAAAGAAAGCAGAAUUCAUACGCACAGCAGAAAAAUUAAAGAACCAAGUUAUUGUCAUAGAAAAAGAUAAACACAGUCAUUUCUACAACCAAAGAGGUGACUUCAGAGCAGAGCACAGUAUGCUGGAAGAAUUGGAAAAUAAACUGAUAAACAGCAGGAAGACUGAAAGAGCAAAAAUCCAGCAGCAGUUGGCCAAGAUACAUAACAAUGUGAAGAGACUUCAGCAGCAGCUGAGAGAUGUAAAGCCCACGCCUGACUUUGUUGAAAAGCUCAGAGAAAUGAUGGAAGAAAUUGAAAAUGCAAUCAACACCUUUAAAGAAGAACAGAGACUAAUAUAUGAAGAGCUUAUUCAAGAAGAAAAAACAACGAAUAAUGAGUUGAGUGCCAUCUCCAGGAAAAUUGACUCAUGGGCUUUGGGUAAUUCAGAAACAGAGAAAGCUUUCAGAGCGAUCUCAAGCAAAGUUCCCAUAGACAGAGUGACACCAAGUACUCUUCCAGAAGAAGUGGUAGAAUUUGAAAAAUUCCUUCAGCAGACAGGAGGGCGACAGGGGGGCUGGGAUGACUUUGACCAUCAGAACUUCCUGAAAGUGAGGAACAAACAUAAGGGGAAGCCAGCAUUUAUGAAGGAGGUCGUCGAACACCUUCCAGGAAGAACCCCGGAUGAAGUUCAGCAGCAUGAGAAGUGGUAUCAAAAAUUCCUGGCUCUAGAAGAAAAAAAAAAGGAGUCCAUUCAAAACUGGAAAAGCAAAAAGCAGCAAAAGAAAGAGGAGCUACUCAAGUUGAAGGAAAAGCCAGCCACACCUCCGCCUUCUCACGGCAAGCCAGAAGAUAAUCAAAAGCAGAGAGAGGAACAGAGAAGGAAGCAGAAGUUGGCAGUUGAAGCUUGGAAAAGGCAGAAGAGUCUGGAGAUGUCGGUGAAGCAUGCCUCUCAGCUCCGAGAAGAGGAAGAGAAAGAGAGGAAGCAGCAGAGAGAGCGCCAGCGGCAGUCCAAGUUAAAACUGCUCCUCGAAAGUUACACCCAGCAGAAGAGAGAGCAAGAAGAGUUCCUGAGGCUCCAGAAAGAGAUAAAGGAAAAGACAGAAAGGGCAGAAAAAAGGAAAACCGCUGCGGACGAGAUUUCCAGGUUUCAAGAGAGAGAUUUACAUAAACUUGAAUUGAAAAGUCUAGAUAGGCAGGCAAAAGAAGAGGAAAAAGCAGAAAAACAAAGGCGACUGGCAAAAUUAAAAGAAAAGGUUGAAAAUAAUGUCAGUAGAGAUCCCUCUAGGCUUUAUAAGCCUACUAAAGGCUGGGAAGAACGAACCAAAAAGAUAGGCCCGUCAGGCUCUGGGCCACUUCUCCAUAUCCCACACAGGGCCAUUCCCACCUGGCGACAAGGAAUCUAGCAGGACUAUGAGAUAAUGCAGUUGUUAGUCACUUGAUGAGAAUGUUAGGAUAUUGCUAUUUCAGGAGCAGGUGAUUAAGUAUGCUAUUUAAAUAUCACUAGCUUAGUCAGGUUGGUUAUUGUGCUGUAUAUGAAUUGAGAGGUUUUAAAUGUCUUGUAACAUUGUCAGAAUUUUGUUUCUAUAAAGAUGGUAUAUGUUGGUCUGUAUUGAUAUGAAAGUUACUUAAAUAGACUUAUGUUUCAAAUAAU
Molecule: messenger RNA, 2339 nt
Organism: Acomys russatus (golden spiny mouse)
Lineage: Eukaryota; Metazoa; Chordata; Mammalia; Rodentia; Muridae
Gene: Ccdc112
Product: coiled-coil domain containing 112
Exons: 11
Coding region: 1-2091 (696 amino acids)
Source: RefSeq, a predicted model, not a curated record